Molecule: messenger RNA, 504 nt
Organism: Geosmithia morbida
Lineage: Eukaryota; Fungi; Ascomycota; Sordariomycetes; Hypocreales; Bionectriaceae
Exons: 2
Coding region: 1-504 (167 amino acids)
Source: RefSeq, a predicted model, not a curated record
AUGACCGACGUCAACGAUGGGACCAAGGCCCCCAGCUCCGCGGAGGCUCUGUUCUUCUUCGCCAUAGUCAAGCAUACCAAGAACAAGGCCGAUAUCGACUGGCAGUCCGUCGCAGCCGAGCAAGGUUUCAAGAAUGCUGAAGUCGCCAAGGUCCGCUUCGGCCAGGUGAAGCGCAAGUUGGGUCUCAACUCUGACACGGGCGUCAGUCCCAAGAAGGCUCCCGCCACCCCUCGCAAGCCCAAGGCUGCCGGUGGCGUACGCAAGAACACCAAGAACAAGGCUUCGGUCAAGGCCAAGACCGAUUAUGCGGAAGACGAUGACAGAGAUGACGUCUUCACCCCCAAGGUGACUGCUUCCAAGAAGGAGGAGGUCGGGGACGACCACGUCGCCAUGGAGGAUAUCCAGACCAUGCCGUUUAUGGAUGAGCAGGAUGCCGAUGCGCAGCUGCAGACUGACAUGGAUGCUAUGAUUAACCAUGAUGAGCUCUGGGCUGGACAUUAUUAG